AUGUCUGAACCACCUUUGCCUAGCGCACGUCGGCAACUUCUGUUAGCCAAAUAUGGUCCGGCACUAGUCACGCCAUUCUAUUUCGGAUUCGCGACACACGUACUUGCGCCAAACUCUUUUUCUAGAAUCCUUGGACCUCAAUUACACGUGCCAAUAGUCAACUCCUUGUGGAUCGGAUCUCACAUUGGUGUUGGCACUUAUCUAUGUAUUUCAAAACAUUUACGAAACGCAAAUGUUUUCGAUCGAUUAUUAUUUAGUCUUUAUGGGUCAGCUAUAUUUAAUCUUGGCACUGUAUUAGUAAUGUCGAUUGUUCGUUCAAUUUUUCCGGAUAAUAAUGCUCUUCGUCUUGGAGUUGGUCUGUCAUCAGCUACUGCUAUCCUACUCAUUGGUAGACGAUAUGUUCAAUAUAUUGAUCAGAUUUUCGAUGCUAUUCGAUUUCGCACGAUCACACGUUAA
Adineta ricciae is the source of this 456-nucleotide messenger RNA. The record is from the annotation of a GenBank genome assembly. NCBI's taxonomy places the organism in Eukaryota, Metazoa, Rotifera, Eurotatoria, Adinetida, Adinetidae.